Molecule: messenger RNA, 2689 nt
Organism: Elaeis guineensis (African oil palm)
Lineage: Eukaryota; Viridiplantae; Streptophyta; Magnoliopsida; Arecales; Arecaceae
Product: pentatricopeptide repeat-containing protein At1g02150
Cellular component (GO): mitochondrion
Molecular function (GO): protein binding
Source: RefSeq, a predicted model, not a curated record
AUAGCUGACGUUACCAUAUCCUCCCCACGGCUGCCCCGAAGCUCCUGUACGAGUCGAAACCCAAACGCUCCAACACGCUAGAACUGACAAGCCGAUCCUCUUCCCCUCCUGAAACCCUAGGUAUGCUUCUCCGCUUCCCCAUUUUCCCUCCCUAUUUUCCCCUCCAACGCUACCUUCGUUCCACCUCCUCCUCCUACUCCCAAGUUCCUCUAGGGUUCGGCUCCUCCGCCCUCUCUCUUUGGGCGGACCAGAAGUCUGGUGGCCCGAUCCGGUGCUCGGUCUCGCAGGUCCACAGCUAUGGCACCGUGGACCCCGAGCGGCCGCCGGCCCUCAAGUGGAGCUCGCUCGCCCGAAGGAUCUCUGCCAUGGAGAACCCCAGCCUCGGCUGCGCUGCUGUCUUGGAGCGCUGGGAGGAGGAGGAGAGGCGGCUCCACAAGUGGGAGCUCUGUCGCGUGGUGAAGGAGCUCAGGAAGUUCCGCCGGUUCAAGCUCGCAUUGGAGGUUUGUGAUUGGAUGACUGCCCAAGGAGACCGAUUUAUGUUUACAUCUAGUGACAUGGCAAUCCAGUUGGAUCUGAUUGCCAAAGCACAUGGCAUUUCACGCGCUGAAGAACACUUCUCGCAACUUCCUGAUACCUUGAAAGACAAGCGCACGUAUGGUGCUCUUCUAAAUGUCUAUGGCCGAGCAAAGAUGAAAGAGAAGGCAGAGGCUAUUGUUGAGGUGAUGAGAAACAAGGGAUAUUUAACUGAAGCACUAAUUUUCAAUGUGAUGAUGACUCUAUAUAUGAAUGUUGGAGAACAUGAGCAAGUUAGUAAGAUCAUUAAUGAGAUGAAGGAGAACAAUAUUUCAUUUGACAUAUACUCUUACAACAUCUGGAUAACGAAUUGUGCAACCAUGGGAGAUGCAGAGGAGAUGGAACGAGUGGUAGGGCUGAUGUCUUCAGACAAUGGCAUCAAUGCAAACUGGACCCCUUAUACUACACUUGCUACCAUGUACAUUAGACUUGGCAAUUUUGAGAAGGCACAAAGUUGCUUAAAAGAUGCUGAAAUUAGAGUGAUGGGCAGGGAUCGAACACCUUUUAAUUACCUCAUUGGACUUUAUGGCAGCAUAGGUAAGAGAGAAGAAGUCUAUCGGAUUUGGAAUUGGUACAAAUCAAGUUUCCCUAGAAUCCUGAAUGUGGGUUACCAGUGUAUGCUUUCUUCUUUGAUUAGGCUAGGGGAUGUUGAUGGAGCUGAAAUGAUCUAUGAAGAAUGGCUAUCCAUGACAUCAAGCUAUGACCCCAGGAUCUGCAAUAUUCUGCUGGGUUUGUAUGCCAGAGAAGGGCUUGCUAGUAAGGCUAAGAAUGCUCUUGACAAAUUUUUAGAAAAAGGUGGAAAGCCAAGACCGAUCAUGUGGGAGACCCUUGCAGAAGGCUACAUCAAGGAGGAACAAAUUUCUGAGGCGUUAUCGUAUAUGAGAGAAGCAGUGUCAUAUGAAGGAGUAAAUAACUGGAGGCCAAAACCCAAAAACAUAGAGAACCUCCUAGCACUUUGUAAGGGGCAGAAUGACAUUUCUAGUAUUAAUAUGCUGAUGGACAUGCUUCGAAUGAGAGGAUGCCAUGAAAAAGAGGAAUACAAGUCAUUAAUUAGUGCAUACUGUCAGGGUAAUUGAGCAUGAUGAAAGAUGAGCAUCUGAGUAAUGGAGACCAAGAUGCUUGUGAUGUUGGUAUGUCUUGAAAUCUGUCUCCAAGGAACAGCUCACAUCUCCGCAUAUGAAGAGUUUGUUCCCCUACAUGACUUGAAGCUGGGGCAGAAAUGCUCUUCUGGGUUGUUUCUCUGCAUCUGGAAUAUCUGGAAUAUUGUAAGCUCAAAUGGAUCUUGCCAGAUAUGCUUUGUGGGCUUCAGUAUUUUGUAUAAUGGGUUCUGUCAGUUGUUGCAAGGAGCUGGACCACAAUGAGAGAAACGAUUGUGUGCAUGGAUCCCACAUUGGGUCAGAGUGCUUUUAACUCUUCUAAAUUGUAUCUAGGGCAUGCUUUUUUGCUAUAUGACCAGGUUGGCAAAUGCUUUAUUUACGGAAUCAGUAAAGCUGUGUCCUUUCUUCUUUACAGAUGAGGAACAUGAUGGUCUGGGGCUAGUUUCCCAUUGGAUGUAUCUUAUAACCCAACUUUCGCUAGCUAUAGCAGUGCCUAUCUUGUUGCUUGCUUUUUUUAUAUCUAUUUUUGCUUUUAAGUUCAGGACAGCUUUCAUAGGUUGGUUUUGCUUUUGAGGCAAAUCUGGCAACUGACAUGCAUGAGGGAAGGCAUGUCAUCGGAUUUAGUUGCGAAAAUAGAUCAAGACAUAGAGGGAUCCUAACUGGAGGAUCUGCAUGUUGGGGGAAAAUUGUGACUUGCCAUAGCUUUUGCAAAACCAUGAGGUGCAGCAUGAAGAAACUAUACCCUUGCACUUACAAAUGGAUGGUCCAAUAUAAUAAAUGAGUACAAAAUAUCUUGUUGGUGUUAGCUGCAUUAUUUGGGAGAUUGAUGAGGAUCAACCUGGCCGUGAAACAUCAUGUGUUUGAGACAGCCCAUUCAGUGCUUUGAUAUUUUAAUGCGGUUCCAAUGUGAUAUAAAUUUUCUUUUGUUUAGAUAUAUUAUUUUCUGUCAUCUAAGAAGGUAACACUGUCGUUUGGAAGGUGCAACAUCUCCUCAUUCUACUUCUGUUUAACUUUCUCUA